AUGUAAAUAUUAAUUAUUGCUGAAGAUAAUUCAUAAUUAUUAUUAGUUAAUUAAUAAUAAUUAUUAAAAUUAUAAGAAUUAAAUAUUCAAUAAUAAGAAUAAUUAAAAUAAUUAAAUUAAGAAAUAGAUCAAUUGAAAAAGAAUGAAUUACAAUUAUAAAAUGAAUUAUAAUAAAAUAAAUAAUUAAAUGAUACUUUAAAUACUAAAUUAAAAGAAUAAUAAUAAUAAUAUUAAUAAUUAUAAGAUACUUUAAAUAAUAAUAUAAAAGAAUUAAAAACUAAAGAUUAAGAAUUAUAGAAUCAAUUACUUUAACAUUAAGAUUUAUUAAAAGAAUUAAAAUGUGUAUAUCCAUAUAUAUCUAUAAAAUGGACAAUUGGUAAAAAUACAAUUUUAAAAGAUGAUUAUUUUAGUAAAAUUCUUAAAACAAUUGAAGAAAAAACUAAGAAAAAAGUGAAAAACUAAUAUUUCAUUUAUUCUGGAGCAUAAAAUGGAUUAAAUGGACAAUCCUUUUGGAAAUCUGUUGAUAAACUAUCAAAUUUAUUAAUGAUAUUUAAAUCUAAAAGUGGAUAUAUUUUUGGUGCAUUUUCUCCAUGUACAUGGAUGUCAAAUUGUAAUGGUUAUAUUUAAGAUGAUACAUUGUCAUCAUUUAUAUUUUCAUAGACUCAUGAUUAAAUAUAUCCUAUCAAAGAAGGAUAUAAAUAACAUGCUAUUUAUAGUGGUCAAUAAUAUGGACCUAUUUUUGGUAGUGGUCAUGAUAUUUAUAUUUCAACAGAUUUUUAAGGUUCUUCUUCUAAUUUAGGAAAUUCUUAUCAAUGUGAUUAAUUCCAAAUAAAUAAUAAUCGUACACAUUUAUUUGGUCAAUCAACUCCAAAUAUAGCAGAAUGUGAGAUAUUGAUGUUAACAUUUUUAUGA
This is a messenger RNA of Paramecium pentaurelia, 912 nucleotides long. NCBI's taxonomy places the organism in Eukaryota, Ciliophora, Oligohymenophorea, Peniculida, Parameciidae. The record is from the annotation of a GenBank genome assembly.